GUUUGCCCGCCGACAAGUGGGUGUACCUUCAGGUAGCCUGGUAGGGUCCAGAGUGCACCAGCGACCAUCACGCACCCUCAGAUAGUCUCCAUCAAAGUAGAUAUAGCCCUACAGACGUAUCCAAUAUGGCAACCUCGUUCCCCGUGUUGCACACCAAGGGGGGCUACUUUGACGUCGGCUACAGCAUCGGCAGCACCUUCCAGUCCCGCAUACAGACUUACUUAGAAUCGUCCGCUCUCUUCAAGGAGACGCUGCUUCCGUUUUACGACACUCGCGAAGGACGAGAUUUGGUGGAGACCAUCAUGACCCUGACGGAGAAGAACUUCCCCAUGUACAUCGACGAAGUCCAGGGGACUGCUCAGGGGGCCGGGCUGCCGUAUGAGAUGUUGUUCGUUAACAACAUGCUGAUGGAGAUCUACUUUGGCUACUCGAAAAACACGCCCCGACUUACACGUGAGGAUCUCGGAUGCAGCACCGUCUAUAUCAACCGCCCGGAUGUUAAGGUCAUAGGUCAUAACGAAGACUGUGAAGAUCUGAUUAAGCACCUCGGCUAUGUCGUCGAUGCCACUAUAAUCGAAAACGACGUCGUUGAAGAGAAGUUUACAAGCCUUUGCUACCCAGGGGGACUUCCGGGUGCGUCAUUAGGUUUUAAUUACCACGGGUUAACAUUUUCGAUCAACACCGUAGUAGCACCAACGGUUGGAGUGACAACACCGACCAAUUAUUUGACGAGGGCAAUGCUGAGAGCUUCUAACAUUGACGAAGUAAAGGACAUUAUUACCAACGCAGGGAAUGGAAUAUCGACCGGCUGUAACAUCAAUGUCGGGUCUGUUGUGGACACGUCAACUCAGUGGUCAGUUGAAGUCGUACCCAGAGUGUCCGAAUCCAAACUGUCCGUACAAGAAAUCCACGAAUCUGAUGACCCCGAGAAGUCUACAUAUUUUCACAUGAAUGAGUAUCGUCAUAUGAACAUCAAGGUCGAAACAGCUGCAAGAUCGAAAGCGAGGCUUGAUAGAGCAAUGUCACUUCCGGUGCCAACUUGCGCAAGGGACGCUAGGAAUAUUCUAGGUGAUGUCAAAAAUCUGAUGCAUCCCAUUUUCCGAACUGUUCGCCCGACAGAUGGCGCCGCCACAGCGUGCACGGGAAUAUUUGAUCUCCUGAACAAAAGACUUGAUAUAUACUUCGACAACCCAUCUAUGGACAUAGAACCUUUGUUAACGUUCAAUAUGGAAAGCUCAUCUCGACGUUAAAUUACCGGGAAUCAUACUCACUUAUCAUCCUGUAUCUUAGUGUUGGAACAAAUAAAUAAUUAUAUUAAAACCGUACAUAAUAUACACUACUGGAGGUUUAUCACUGCUGUAUAAGUGAUGCAUCACACUGUCUACAUCUGUUGAAAUAGCCAAAGACGAUAUUGUGAACAUCUGUUUGUUUAGCUUAAGUCCGCCAUAUGUCACUCAAUGCCAAGAAAACAUGUGACGAAUUAUCAUUCAGAUUACUCGUAAAAAAGAGGGAAUGUGACCAUUUCUGAAACGCAAAUAAUGACGAAAACUUUCUGACUGUUAUAAAUACAUCUCACAUUGUGCGUUUGUGUUUCGCUUGAUGCGAUCACAGUCAGGUACCGUCGUUCCACGCUCCCAGUCAGGAAAACUGUUCCAUUCUUCAGUAAGAUCAUUGCCGACUUCCUGUAGAUGUCCGGAAGUACAGGACGUCGUGAGAUGGCGAUCUGCAGCUCGUUCCAUACGCCCGAUUGUGUCUUGAUCUAGAUCGGCUAUUUCAUCCUGAGAAGAGUCUCCUGCUCUGAGAAGACAUCCAUAACUCCCACUCUGAAGAUAGCACGUCAUCGUCCAUGCCCAAACGUGGCCCGCUGUACCACUUGCAGAAAACAUCUCAAAAAAUGAUUGAGCCCCCGCCAUGCGUCCGCAAAGAUCCAAGAAAGAGCAUUGUCGCGUUCUCAUGCGAUCAAGUGACAAACAAAAGCUUCUAGAUCCGACAGUGGAAUGUAGAUUGUGUCGGUGUGCGGAGGUUUGGCUAUUGCACACACUCCAAAGAGCGGCAAAUCCUGCUCGUGCUUGUCCAUUCGGAUUAAAUUCCAGAAUGCUAUAAACUUUUAGUAUCACACAGUUAAUAUGUUGACAAAGACCAUACACCUGUUAAAGAAUAUCGAACUGACCUAUGGACAAACACAUAAUGUGCUUGUUUGUUUGCAUAUAAAUGCUAUACUGGUGUCACA
This is a messenger RNA of Haliotis rubra (blacklip abalone), 2230 nucleotides long. RefSeq lists its product as uncharacterized. NCBI's taxonomy places the organism in Eukaryota, Metazoa, Mollusca, Gastropoda, Lepetellida, Haliotidae. The record is from RefSeq and is a predicted model, not a curated record. The transcript is spliced from 2 exons. The coding region runs from base 126 to 1250 and encodes 374 amino acids.